Messenger RNA from Lasiosphaeria miniovina, 1170 nucleotides. RefSeq lists its product as uncharacterized. The transcript has 2 exons. The record is from RefSeq and is a predicted model, not a curated record. Bases 1 to 1170 code for a protein of 389 amino acids. NCBI's taxonomy places the organism in Eukaryota, Fungi, Ascomycota, Sordariomycetes, Sordariales, Lasiosphaeriaceae.
AUGGCGGCCCUCAAUAUCCUGGGAUAUGUCGCGCACCACUACGCUCUCGCAAUCACGGCAGCAGCAACACUCCCCGGCAAGCAAAGCAGGCAGCAGCAGGAGCAGCGUGAGUGGGGCAAGUGGACUCCGUCCGACUUCAAGAUGCCCACGCCCGAGCCGUAUCCAGACUGGUCUAUCGAGACGACCAAGCCGCUGCCGUACCGGCCGUUCCGCUACGGGCCCAAAUACCACGUCACCAUGGGCCUGCGCACGGCGCGGCACGCCGAAUGGAUCGAGCUCGACAACCACUACCCGCGCUACCACGCCGACAAGGCCCGCCGCAUCCUCGAGCGCGGCCCCCAGUGCUGCCGCACCACCCCCGAAGCCUACCCCGCCGCCGUCGAGCUGCUCGAGGACCUCGCCGCCUACCUCCCCGCGCGGUACCCGUCGCUCUACCGCCGGGCCGGCCCCGACGCCCCGCUCGAAAAUCUCUGGUCGGGCGAGAAGUUCGACAUGUCCGCCCGCCCACUCCCCGAGGACCCCAUGCAGAUGUGCGCGCGGCUGGUGCAGGACGACCUGGCACUCAUGAUCGAGCGCGCCGACGGGCAGUACUACCUGCUGGCGGGCGCCAUCUUGCUGCCGGGGUUCUGGCGGCUGGGCGACAAGUUCGGCAUGGCGCUGCCCGAGAUCCACACGUCGGGCGACGUGCCGCAGUUCCGCGAGAAGCUCGAGCGCGGCAUGACCAACUUCUUCCGCCGCGUGCGCCCCGAUGAGAUGGUCGCGCGCAACAACUACUUCCUGCAGGUCGACGACGACCUGGCGUGGAGCUGGAGCAUCGGCGACGAGGAUUCUGCGCACGUCAGUUGGUCCACGGCCGAGAAGAACCGCGCGAUCGCCCACCACUUCUUCCGCUCCGAGCGCCAGACGCUGCGCCGCCUGCCGCGCACCGGCGCCGUGGUGUUUACUAUCCGCACCUACUUCCAUCCUGUGACCGAGAUUGCGCAGGAGGAGUAUGUGCCCGGCCGCCUAGCGAGUGCCGUGCGCAGCUGGGGCGAUGAUGUCAGUAGGUACAAGGGCAAGGAGCGGUACGGCGACGUGUUGCUUGAGUACCUGGACAAGAAGCACGCAGAGCAGGUGGAGCGCGGGCUGGACAUGAGCCGCGAGGACAAGGCCCGGGCAUAUCCGUACUGA